Molecule: messenger RNA, 2085 nt
Organism: Ictidomys tridecemlineatus (thirteen-lined ground squirrel)
Lineage: Eukaryota; Metazoa; Chordata; Mammalia; Rodentia; Sciuridae
Gene: Cyb5d2
Product: cytochrome b5 domain containing 2
Cellular component (GO): endomembrane system; membrane
Source: RefSeq, a predicted model, not a curated record
AUGCAGAGCACCUGCGGGCGUGGACUCUUGCUGAGCUUGGCUGUGGUGGCGGCGGCAGUGUUGGCAGCACGGCUGAUGGGCUGGUGGGGUCCCCGCGCCGUCUUUCGCCUUUUCAUACCCGAGGAGCUGGCCCGGUACCGCGGCAGGCCAGGGGAUCCGGGCCUUUACUUGGCAUUGCUCGGCCGCGUCUACGACGUGUCCUCUGGCCGAAGGCACUACGAGCCUGGGGCACCCUAUAGCGGCUUUGCAGGCCGAGAUGCAUCCAGAGCAUUUGUGACUGGAGACUACACUGAAGCAGGCCUUGUGGAUGAUGUAAUUGAUCUGUCCUUCUCUGAGAUGCUGAUACUUCAAAAUUGGAUUUUAUUCUAUGAGAAGAAUUAUGUUUUUGUUGGAAGGGUGAUAGGAAGGUUCUAUGGAGAAGAUGGGCAGCCAACCCCAGAACUGAUUCAGGUGGAAGCCAUGAUGGUCAAAGGCCUGGAGGCAAAUAAACGGGAACAGAAAGAGAAGCAGAAGUUCCCACCCUGCAAUGCUGAGUGGAGUGCCACCAAGGGUAGCCGCUUCUGGUGUUCCCAAAAGAGUGGAGGUGUGAGCAGAGACUGGAUUGGUGUCCCCAGAAAGCUAUAUAAGCCAGGAGCCAAGGAACCCCGCUGUGUAUGUGUGAGAACAACCGGCCCCCCUAGUGACCAGCUGCCUGACAACCCUACACACACAAAUCGUGGGGACUUGGAUGACCCCAACUUGGGGGAAUACACAGGCUGCCCGCCUCUGGCCAUCACAUGCUCCUUCCCACUCUAAGCUGACACCCUGAAUCUUGAUAACACAGGGAACCCUGCCGAGAACUUAUGCUCCUGUGUCCUAGGAUGGCCCCUGGCAAGACACAGAAAGGUCUUGAAGGAAUCUGACCACAUCCUGCAAAUGUGCCUCACCAUGGGCUCCCCAUUCUGGUGACAGGCAAGAGAUUGGCAGCCAGCCUCAUACUUGUCUACCUGUUCUGACACUAUUCCUCCUAGGCCUAUUUGUGACCUUCCUUCAGAGCCCUCAGAAAUUAAUGGGCACAGAUAUGACCAAUUCAGAAAUAAUGGGAUAAACAAGGGGAAAGCUCUGAGCUUUCUUUCCUGUGGACUCCCAAGCUGCCUAAUCAGCUGCCAGCCUGGGCCCUGCCCAUAACCCCAGCUCUGUCAGCAUCUGAAGCAGUGGCAGAAAGGGGCAGUGUCUCAGCAGAUACAACCCAAAAAACUGUGCACGUUAACAGCACCAGCAGAAGGCAGAACACUUGUGAUCACUGACUUUCAUGACUUUUCUUCUGAUUUCCACCCCAAGGCAAACUUGAAUUUACAACCCAAAGCCCGUUGGCUUGAUUAGAGCUCCUGCAAUAAGCAUGGAUAAUAAAAUGGGGUAGGCCAAUUCUGGAAUUGGAAAGUUUUUGCAUAUACAUGGCUACAGUAAAUCCAUGUGUCUCUGAACAAAAUAACAAUUUAAAGCAAGGAUAUUCUUUUAAACACUUAAAAUCAGGUGUGGUGUGUUUAUAAUGGGAGAAGUCUGCAUAGUGAUUGAAAGGUAGUUUUGCUAUAAAGUUAAGUGAUUAGCCUAACAUCAACAUCUAGGCAAGACUGCAAAUGUCAUUGCAAAGAGCCCUGACUCAAAGUGGCUGGGCUUACAACCUGUCCAGCAGUGUGUAUGUCUAAGGUCCUCUGUAAUCACCUACACUUGACAAAUUUCAUACUCUGUUACCUUUUUUUUUUUUUUCUUUUUGUGGUGCUGGGGAUUGAAUCCAUGGCCUUAUGCAUGAGAGGCAAGCACUUUACCAACUGAGUUAUAUCCCCAGCCCUCUCAGUUAUUUCUUGAAUUCUUAUUAAGUAGAUGAGGGCAAGGAAUGUUUCUGGUUCACAGAUAAGGACAUGAAGACUGAUGCUGUUACAGGUUGUGGGCUUGCCUUAUCUGAGCCUUCCCCUCAGCUCUCUCUCCAUCCCCACCCCAGGCCUACCCCACCUAGACCUGUACCUCUUCCUGUCUCUUGCCCUUCCCCUUGAGUAUGCAUUAAAGAGGUCACUUCUAUGACAUCACAAAUAAAAUACUGUCCCUCAA